Messenger RNA from Lindgomyces ingoldianus, 871 nucleotides. RefSeq lists its product as uncharacterized. The transcript has 2 exons. NCBI's taxonomy places the organism in Eukaryota, Fungi, Ascomycota, Dothideomycetes, Pleosporales, Lindgomycetaceae. The record is from RefSeq and is a predicted model, not a curated record. The annotation marks the transcript as partial.
CAUCCCCAGAAUAUAAUCCACAUAUUGCACCGCCUUUAAGCGUCGUAUCCCCGUCUCCCUUACUCCUCAGGUCGACGAAAAAGCCGUCUUCCCCGACUCGCCAGCCGUUCAAAAGAAAGCGAGGCGAGGAGCCAUAUAAGCAACACGAUUAGGAUAGAGUUCAGCUUAACCGGGCCUAGUUUCACUGUCGCAAAUACCCAAGCAUUUCCUCAAUAUGCCAAACAUUAUCCGCCGACCACGUUCUAGGCCACCUGAGCGUCAAAGCAACCGAACCAGCGAUCCUGGUACUCACCUCACAUAUGAGGAGCGAUGCCAGAUCUAUACCCUUUCCCAGUCCUUGGGGUGGAGCCAAAGAGCUAUUGCCUUAUCGCUUAAGCUUCCUCGUUCAACCGUGCAAUCAGCUAUAUAUGCUAUGACUAAGACAUCUAGGAGGCGACAGGAUCAUAAGCCGAUACUGACAACGCCGGUUUACGGAUCUGCACUACCCGUGAUGACGAGCAGCGGUGCUAUCUACGAAUCAACUGCAUCUUACAUCACAGCGCCCAUACAACCAGACAUUCGACAACCUUCCUCGCAUCAUUCGCCAAGCGCAGCGGCGACGGCACCGUCAUAUCCAACGCCUAUACCAGAAGAUCAUCACAGACACCCUCCACAACCUGCUGUAGCUGCUAGCAGCUUGGACAACACCAAUGACAUGCACGACGGGCCGGCAGGCUUCUCGAGCGAGCACUGCGAUCUUCAUCACCAAACCAGGGAGCACAAAGACUCCAGUUUUCAGCCGUCUUUGCCACAAAAUCCACCCAAGCUUAUGCCCAUUGAGCCUCGAGUUGAAAAUGAAAGUUCAGCGUAUUGCACAUUCCCUUUACGGACG